This is a messenger RNA of Colletotrichum paranaense, 1452 nucleotides long. RefSeq names its product proline dehydrogenase. Gene Ontology annotation, cellular component: mitochondrion. The transcript has 2 exons. Lineage: Eukaryota; Fungi; Ascomycota; Sordariomycetes; Glomerellales; Glomerellaceae. The record is from RefSeq and is a predicted model, not a curated record. Gene Ontology annotation, molecular function: FAD binding; proline dehydrogenase activity. Bases 1 to 1452 code for a protein of 483 amino acids.
AUGUUUGCACCUACUCAACAAUACAGCAUUGCUCUUAGGAGAAGACCAUUGCAUGCCGCCUUCCUAUCGUCUGCCUCGCGCGCUGGAUUUCGGCAACAUGGCAGCUUCCCUCCCAUGAGUACAUUGGAAAGAUCCAUCCAUCUGUCUACGAGGCGGCCUUUGUUGAAUAAUCAGCUCUUAGACGCAGACACGACACCUACACACCUAGCACUCGAACGUAAGACACCAUCAUCGACAAUAAUAUCCUCCUCGCCUAUCCUUCUUCCGCCCUCGCUAUGGCUAAUGUCCGUCCUUGCACACGCUACCAAUCCACUUCUCAACCCAGACAAGAACCCGCUCCUGCGUUUCUUCCUAAAGAAAACAGUUUACGCACAGUUCUGCGCCGGAGAAACUCCAGCCGAAGUUGGUCGAACCAUCAAGGGUCUCAAAGAUAUUGGGUUCUCGGGUGUCAUACUGGGAUACGCAAAGGAGGUUGCCUUGACCAACGCUCAGAAAAAGGAAUUGGGUGCUUGUAGCCAAGGCAAGAUUGCGGAAGAGUGCAUUCGCAAUGAGAUUAUUCCUUGGGCCACAGGUACCUUGAAGACAGUACGGCUGGCAGAACCAGGAGACUUUGUUGCUCUCAAAUUUACUGGUGCCGGUCGUCAAGCACUAGAUUCUCUCGCAGAACGUUUGCCACGUUCUGCCGCCCUGACCGACGCCAUCAACUCCGUCUGCUCUCUCGCUUCCGAGCGUGGUGUUCGCCUCUUGUUCGACGCUGAGCAGGCCUCUCUGCAGCCUGUUAUCGACGAUUGGACCAUGGAGUACAUGCGAAAGUACAAUACCGCCCCAAGGCAAGCACUUGUCUACGGGACGUAUCAGGCGUACCUAAAGUCAACCCCAGAGACGCUCUCAAGACAUCUUCGAGUCGCAAGAGAAGAAGGCUUCACCUUGGGCGUAAAGCUUGUGCGCGGUGCAUACAUUGGAACCGACCCGAGACAUCUCAUCCACGAAACGAAAGAAGGCACGGAUGCCUGCUACGAUAGCAUUGCCGAAAGUCUCCUCAAGAAACAAUGGGGAAAUGUUUUGCAGGGUGAUCUCCGAAUGCCAUCAAUCAGCUUGAUCAUUGCUUCCCACAAUGCUGAGUCCGUCAGGCGGGCUCGAAAAAUUUGUAUCGAUGGGGAAGCUUGUACUGAGGUAGUCUUUGCACAAUUGCAAGGCAUGGCGGACGAAGUUAGCUGCGAGCUGGUCUGUCCGACAGGUUCGGGCAAUAUGCGGGAACGGAAGAGAGCAGAGUCCCAGGCCAUCGAAGCGUACAAGUAUCUCGUUUGGGGGUCGACUGGAGAAUGCAUGAAGUAUCGCUUAAGAAGAGCGCAUGAAAAUCGGUAUGCGGUACAGCGAACACGAAGUGGACGCAAUGCGAUGUUCAGUGAAUUGGUGAGGAGAAUGAAGAGUAGUAUUGGGGUAUCCGUCUAA